Colletotrichum karsti is the source of this 516-nucleotide messenger RNA. RefSeq names its product E3 ubiquitin ligase complex SCF subunit scon-3. Gene Ontology annotation, biological process: mitotic cell cycle; SCF-dependent proteasomal ubiquitin-dependent protein catabolic process. The transcript is spliced from 3 exons. Gene Ontology annotation, molecular function: cullin family protein binding. The record is from RefSeq and is a predicted model, not a curated record. The coding region runs from base 1 to 516 and encodes 171 amino acids. Gene Ontology annotation, cellular component: cytoplasm; nucleus. Lineage: Eukaryota; Fungi; Ascomycota; Sordariomycetes; Glomerellales; Glomerellaceae.
AUGUCUGCCUCCGACAAGAAGGACUCCAAGAUCUGGGUGCAGUCCAACGACAACAUCACCAUCCCAGUUGAUCGUUCGGUCGCGGAGCGCUCUAUGCUCCUCAAGAACAUGCUCGAGGACGUUGGCGACGAAGCCAUCAGCCAGACGAACCCCAUCCCCAUUCCCAACGUCAACGAGGCCGUUCUUCGCAAGGUCAUCGAGUGGUGCGAGCAUCACCGCCUCGAUCCCGUCCAGGCUCAGGACGAGGAGAACGACGCCCGCAAGAAGACUACCGAGAUCGAAGAGUGGGACCAGAAGUUCAUGCAGGUCGACCAGGAGAUGCUCUUCGAGAUCAUCCUCGCCUCCAACUACCUCGACAUCAAGCCCCUUCUUGACGUCGGUUGCAAGACUGUCGCCAACAUGAUCAAGGGCAAGUCUCCGGAGGAGAUCCGCAAGACGUUCAACAUCACCAACGACUUCACGCCCGAGGAGGAGGAGCAGAUCCGCCGCGAGAACGAGUGGGCCGAGGACCGUUAA